UCUCACGUUGAUGUCCGCCAUUGUGAAUUCAUAGAGUGACCGGAUACCAACAGAGAACCAUUUUAAUGAUGUUACUGUCGUCAGCACUUCGGUGUGCGGUGUCUCAUGCGAGCAGGCAGCUGCGGAGCCUCCACGGAUCUGCUGUCCGCGCUGGAGCUGGAGGAAUUUUUCUGCACAGAGAUACACCAGAAAAUAAUCCCGAUACUCCGUUUGAGUUCACGUCUGAGAACCUGAAGCGAGUUGAAGCCAUAAUAAAAAACUACCCCGAGGGUCACAAGCGGGCUGCCUCCGUCCCUGUCCUGGACCUGGCUCAGAGGCAGCAUGGCUGGCUCCCCAUUUCAGCUGUGAACAAGAGAAGAGACGAGAGCACAUCUGUUGGAGACUGA
Messenger RNA from Tachysurus vachellii, 386 nucleotides. Its product is annotated as NADH dehydrogenase [ubiquinone] flavoprotein 2, mitochondrial-like. Gene Ontology annotation, biological process: mitochondrial electron transport, NADH to ubiquinone. The transcript is spliced from 5 exons. Gene Ontology annotation, molecular function: NADH dehydrogenase activity. The record is from RefSeq and is a predicted model, not a curated record. Bases 66 to 386 code for a protein of 106 amino acids. Lineage: Eukaryota; Metazoa; Chordata; Actinopteri; Siluriformes; Bagridae.